Alternaria rosae is the source of this 1412-nucleotide messenger RNA. Its product is annotated as eukaryotic translation initiation factor 3 subunit I. The transcript is spliced from 5 exons. Gene Ontology annotation, cellular component: cytoplasm; eukaryotic translation initiation factor 3 complex, eIF3m. Lineage: Eukaryota; Fungi; Ascomycota; Dothideomycetes; Pleosporales; Pleosporaceae. Gene Ontology annotation, molecular function: protein binding; RNA binding; translation initiation factor activity. The record is from RefSeq and is a predicted model, not a curated record. Gene Ontology annotation, biological process: cytoplasmic translational initiation. Bases 188 to 1210 code for a protein of 340 amino acids.
GCGGAGAGAUGAUGUUCAGCACGGCGGUUCAUCUAUGGUUGCGGGACAAAGCCGCUAGUCGGUUAGCGCCAAGCAGCCCACUUCGCCCGCUGAACGUCGAUAUGCACAAGAGUCACCCAAAUUUCGAGACGCCGCCCGCCACAUAUAAGCCGACACACCACCCCGCCUCCACACACGCAUCACAAACAUGAGGCCCAUUCUUCUCUCCGGUCACGAGCGUGCGCUCACGCAAGUCAAGUACAACGCAGAUGGAGAUAUCAUUUUCUCCGUAUCCAAGGACCACGUCGUUUGCGCCUGGUACUCACACAACGGCGAGCGAAUCGGAACAUACCACGGACAUCAGGGAGCGCUAUGGACGGUCGACGUAAACCCAUCCUCUGAGCUACUGGCUACCGGUGGAGCAGACAACACCAUGAGGUUAUGGCAUGUUCAGACAGGCAAGCUACUCCACACCUGGGAAUUCAACACCAGUAUCAAGCGCUGCGAGUUCUCGCCAGACGGCAGACAGCUACUUGGUGUCACCGAGAAGCGAUCAGGACAUCUGUCCACCAUCUGCGUCUACCCCAUCAACCCCGACCCAGAGGCGCAACAGUCAGAUGAGCAGCUGCUCAGGAUCGUAUGCGACGAGUCCAAGGCGACAGUCGCUGGCUUUUCAUACCUUGCGAAAUACAUCAUCAGCGGACAUGAGGACGGUUCGAUAACUCAGUGGGAUGGCAAGACUGGAGAGCUACUCAGCUCCAACUACGACGUUCAUGAGCCAGACAUGCAAAUCACCGACAUCCAAUGGGCUCCCGACCGAACCUACUUCAUAACCGCCAGCAAGGACAAGACCGCGAAGCUCGUCGACGUCGAAGAGCUCAAUGUCCUCAAAUCAUACGUCGCCGACACACCCCUCAACUCUGCCGCGAUCACACCCGUAAAGGACUACGUUAUUCUUGGUGGAGGACAAGCAGCCAUGGAUGUCACUACAACCUCGGCCCGUCAAGGAAAAUUCGAAGCUCGUUUCUACCACAAAAUUUUCAUGGAGGAGAUUGGUCGUGUGCGCGGUCACUUCGGUCCCCUCAACUACGUCGCCGUGCACCCGCAAGGAACCAGCUACUGCAGCGGAGGAGAGGACGGUUACGUGCGUGUGCACCACUUCGACAAGCCAUACUUUGACUUCAUGUACGAGGUUGAGCGGGAGGUCGCGCAGUCGCAGUCGAACUUGUAAUAGUAUGACCUCACGAAGAAUGGUUGAUAUGGUUCGAUAUGGCUGCAUGCAUGCAAUGGCGUUCCGGCGGUCGGGUUGGGUGCUUGUCAAGAUUAGACGAGCCUUUGUCAAAAGUUCAUGAGCGAUCAGGACACAUAUAGACACUUUAUCUAAGCGUCCGAGCACAUGUACCUCAUCAAUGAAAGCUUGAAGCAAUAUUUCU